Amborella trichopoda is the source of this 1172-nucleotide messenger RNA. NCBI's taxonomy places the organism in Eukaryota, Viridiplantae, Streptophyta, Magnoliopsida, Amborellales, Amborellaceae. The record is from RefSeq and is a predicted model, not a curated record.
CACCCACGCACGCCCAUAGCCUCUCUUGAAGCCCCUGAAGAAGGUCUCUUGCCCUAAGCUCUGUUGCUUAUCAUGAACAAUAGGUUUCCAGGUUUGAUAAAUUCCAGGCGGUUUAAAAACACAGGUUUCCAGGCUAUCUCUAAAUUCCAGGCAGGUUACCAAACACAAUAUUUACAAGUAGCUACAAGAGCCAGCUUCACGGAGAGAAGGAACUUCCAGGUCUCUCAAUUGGGGGCAAAAUCACUUUUGCCUCGAUCACCAGUUGCGGAUGAAAAUUCAGAUAAUUUUCAGGGGAUGAGAUCGAAACGAACCUUAGAAAUCUGGAAAAUGGGAAUUGUUAAUUACUUAGAUGCACUCAAGCUUCAAGAGAAGCUUGCGUCCAAGAGAAAAUUAGGAGUGAUUACAGACACUCUCUUAUCAUUGCAGCACCCCCCAACGUACACAUUAGGAAAAAGGCGCACAUAUCACAAUUUACUUAUCCCUGAAUCUGAACUUAGUGCUAUGGGAGCCAAUCUGCACUAUACAGAGAGAGGUGGUGACAUAACUUUCCAUGGUCCCCGACAAGCCAUUCUAUAUCCCAUUCUCUCUUUAAGAGAAGCUGGGUUAGGUGCUCGAAAGUAUGUUGAGAAUCUUGAAGCAACAAUGGUGAGGUUGUCAUCUCUCUAUAAUGUAAAGGUCCAUGCAGGUGAAAGUGGGCAAACCGGCGUGUGGGUUGGGGAGAGAAAGAUUGGCGCCAUUGGCGUGAGGAUCUCAUCAGGAAUAACUUCUCAUGGAUUGGCUUUUAACAUUGAUCCUGACUUAAGCUUUUUCAAGCAUAUUGUGCCUUGUGGGAUAACUGAUAAAGGGGUGACUUCUUUGAGAAUGGAGGCUGAGAUGGAACUCCCUGAAGAUGAAGUGAUUCACGAGCAAUUAGUGAGUUGCUUUACUCAACUAUUUGGUUACGAGCAUGUUGUUUGGAAAGACAGAAGUUUUUUCCCUUGAACUGUCAUGUUGAGUCAACUGUAGAAAAUUAUUGAGUUAAAUUAAUGUGAAAUUAUUUUUUAUUUAUUAUUUAUAUAGCAUUUGAUAGUGAAGAUGGAUGAGGCUGAAUUUUGUAACUUUUUAAGGUAACAUUCAUUGAGAAUAGUUUGAUAACCAUAUUUGAACAUGUUAACAUGAAGAUGUACGUCAAA